AGCGAGAAGCUCGGUCAGAAGCUCAGUUCGCGCGAAUCCGUCGACACGAUCGGUUCACUUCGGAGCUUUCAGUUAUUCUCCUACUACUAUUUAGUAACUACGGUGCGAAAGCUGCGCUUGAAAGCUCUGCCCCCGGCGGUUUAAACAGUCGUACAAAGGUGGCGCUUUGCUACGGAUCGUUUUGCUAACCGUGGAAUGUAAGAUAGCUGAUGCGAACCCAUUCACCAUGAGCUUUUUCAGCUCAAUUCAAGAAUAUGUCAGUAAUAGUGUGGCCGGUUUGUCUUUGAGUCCAAAAAGAUUUUCGUUGAGUAGAACUGACACGGCUGAAAAUGUUCCCCCAGCGACACCCUCUUCAGUUGGUGGCAGCUUACGGAGCGGAUCCGGAGACAGUAACACACCAGGAUUUCCAAAAGUGUUACCCGCACCCGGAGCUAGCGCUAUGGUCCAAAACCGUAGACGAACUUUGGAGUGCCUCGUUCCAGCCCCACCCAUAAGAAGACCAGGAUCGUUCAGGCAACGAACACCGAAGACGACCCCUGAAAGACCAUCGCACUCCUUUUGCAGUCGUCGACUCUCUUGGCCGGAUAUCGAUCAUCAGGUGCAAUCAGGAGUACAAGAUAUCGAUGGUUCUUAUUUUGAGAGCUUUCCUGCGCUCGCGUGGAAGCAAGAAAAUCAAAGGCAAAGUGUACUGAAAGCCGCUGAAGAUGCAAUUGUAGCCGUUCCCCCGCAUGAAAGUCAAGUGGGAAUUACACCUAUUGAUUACAGCAUGCCGCAAAAUGAAAAGGAUAAAUUAUAUGUUGAAAUGCUUUAUACGAUUGCAAAUGCGGUUGGUGCACCAGCUCCAGGUGGUCAAUUUGCUCACUACAAAGAAGACCUUUACUUGUACGGACAAAGAGCUUUCGGAGUGCCACCGGAUAGACAUUACAGAAUGCUUCACAUGGCGGGCGAAGAAAAACCACCCAUUGUAGUAUUAAGUGUCGUCGUGCUCGAAGCUGAAGGACUAGAGGCAAAAGACGCAAAUGGUUUCAGUGACCCGUAUUGCAUGUUAGGGAUUCAGCCUGUUGCCCCACCAUCAUCCCCGCAACCGCCCACUCCGAAUCGUACGCUUUCAGAGGCGGCGGCGUGUGGCCCUGGGGACAUUCAAGGCAAUCACGAGAAAUUACGGAAGCACCACAGCUUUAAGUUGAGCUUUAAGAGGAAGGACGGUCGUGUCCGGGAACACCGGGACAGUAUCGGCGGCGCUUUACCCGCCAAGUUCAUCAGAGCAACGUCCGUGAAACCCCACACCCUCAACCCCCGUUGGAAUGAGAAAUUUAGAUUUGACAUCGAUGAUAUUAACAGCGACUCCCUCCAUUUAGACAUCUGGGACCACGACGAUGAAAGCUCAGUUCUAGAAGCAGUGAGUAAACUGAACGAAGUUAGAGGAGUGAGGGGUUUGGGACGAUUUUUCAAACAAGUUUGUCAAAGUGCUAGACAAUCGUCGGCACAAGAUGAUUUCUUAGGAUGUGUAACAAUUCCUCUUCAAGAUAUCCCAUCGACGGGGCUCGAAUCUUGGUUUAAAUUGGAAGCUAGGUCGCAGAGAAGUUCCGUUCAAGGAAGGAUACGCUUGAAAAUGUGGCUAUCAACUCGCGAAGAUCGCGGAAUCUCCGAAGAGGAUAAUUGGACGGAAUUGAUGCAACACGAAAGUUUAUAUGCGACGUUUAUUGAUUAUGAAUUGCGAAAUUGGAGUAAAGAGACGUGGACUUGGAAUGGAGAUUUACCUGGUCCCGCUUUAACUAUUCUGCAUCAACAUGCCGUUCAAGGUGAUUUAACAGAUCUCCAAGCCGCGAUAGCUCAUUUUGUAGCUGCUUCCAGAGUAUACCUUAAGAAUCCUUUAGACCCGCAUUGGAUGUUGCAGUUGCUCACAGAUAUCGAACACGCUUGGUCAUCAGCAACAUUAACUAGAGAAGAAGAAAUGUGGCUUGCUGAAAGUUUUACAGCUAUGCUAGAACGAUGGUUACACCAACUUCGUCACCAUAGACAGCUUUUCCCGGCUCUUCAUACACCUUGUCUAACGCGAUUGGAGUACGUUUUAAGGUGCUUGGCGUACUUAUCAAAUAUGAAAGCGUUCUGGAAAUGCUGCCCAUUCAACAAAGAAAUCCGCGGGGAAAUAGUAAUGACCCUCAGGAAGGGCACGCCAGAAUGGGUGACCUAUCUGAAAAAUUCCAUCCUGAAUUUCAAUCACGACUACGACAACUUUUUCGUACAAUUUUGUUCCGAAAUAUACGUCCACUUGCAGCAAGCUCUUUCUCACUACCAUCCGAUAUUCGAGGGCACGAACGGUAUCCCGUAUUUCAGCGUAGUGUUCAAACAACUUGACAAACUAGUCGCCGACGAAAUCAUAGCGUUUCUUAACACUCAAGAACACCCCGACAGCAGACUUAUAUUUUCAGUUUAUCUCGAAGUGAAGGACCUUGCCACUUUCAAUCAAAACUUACCAAGCGGUGGAGAUCACAAGUUGUUACUUCCGAAAUGUCAUGAAUGGUUUGAACCUCACGUUAGCUGUUGGUUAUCUAUAUGUAAAGGGAAAUGUUUGCAAAGGGUUCGAACUGCUGUAGAGCUUCAGAAACCGUGCGAUGGGGAUCGAUUGGUGAAACAUAGUAGUUCGGCGGUGGACAUCGUGGCGAUGUUCUGUCAAUUACGAGAUUUCUGGAGACUGCUUCAGUGGCCGAAAGUGCACUCGGUACCACUCUUGUCUCAACUACUCGACUGCAUUUGCUCGGCUGCACUACUCUACGCAGACAUAACUUAUCAAGCUUUAAUGGAAACGGGAUACUUCGACAGGCUAGGACCUUUCAAGAUAAGCGACGACAUGUGUAUGGCCGCCAAUAAUCUCGAGUACAUUUACAAGUUCAUAUCGCUAUUAGAAAAUUACUUCGAUUUUGUUACGUUGGAAUCGAUAGCAUCGGAAUCGCAAUGUGCUACUUUAACAAGUCAAUUAGAUAGCACGCUGAGCCAACUCCAAGCGCGCGUAAUGGAUAUCCUGCAGAGAGUUGGUCCUCAAAUGCAAGAUACCCUUAGGAAAACGAUGUUUCACGUCGCAUGGUCUCCAGAUACGCUCCCAACUAACCAAGCCGUCGAUCCUCUUUUCGAUUAUCUUCAUAGCAACCUACAAACUCUCAAUGUCGCACUUUUACCGCAAAACUUCCAGCGGAUUCUCUACGAGGUCUGGGAGUACACUUUAGCGGAAUUAAAUUACCAGAUGGACGGGGGAACUAAUAGCGAAGAGCUUCCCGCAAUGUUCCACGAGCGGCUGCACUCCGCUCUGGAAUUAAUGGUCGAAUUUUUCCACGCUGAUGGACAAGGUUUAGUCAUGGAAAUGUUACAAUCCGAGAUGUACUGGCACAUUGAACAAAGACUACAAUAUCAUCGAACGGACACAGAAUCAUUAAUUGAAAUCUUUUAUAAUCAAAGAUUACAAGAACAACUUAACACAACUCUUAGCCCUUACGGAAGUUUAGCUGUUAGAGCAUAUUUUAAUCAUGAUUCAUUAUGCGUUGAGGUUUUACACGCACGCGAAAUAAUUCCAUUAGACCCAAAUGGAUUUAGCGAUCCUUUCGUAAUCAUCGAAUUGUUACCACACAGAGUAUUUCCGCAUUGCACAGAACAACAAACGAACGUUCACAAAAGAACACUCCAUCCGAUAUUCGAUGAAUGUUUCGAAUUUAGCGUGUCGUUGGAACAAUGUAGAGCCCCGGGUGCGAUGAUCGCAUUUACAGUCAUGGAUCAUGACGUGUUAACUGCCAAUGAUUUCGCCGGCGAAGCUUUUUUGGGAUUGGGAAGUAUUCCCGGCGUUGCCGAUACAGGAUUAGGCGUCGAUAAUUUUCACGGAUUAAAACCCGUUGAACUCGUGCUCAUGCAACAACAUCAAAAAAAUCAACCAAUACUCCAAAUAUUAGAAUCAAGAACAAUCGAUCGUUUAGCUUUAGAUUUCGUACGAAAACAGCGACAAAGAUUUGCUACGAAAUAAACCAAAAUAAGUGUUAAAUGAAAAGAGUUGUAAUGUUGUAAUUGUAGUGUUUUAUAAACAAAAAAAACUCUUCCUAUAUUAAACGAUUAAAAAAGAAUGUUGACGUGGGGAACACGUCGAUAUUAACAAAUCCACUAUUUUUUCUACGUGGGGAAACCAUGGCAAGUUGUACGACAUGUUUUUGAAACUGACCAAAAAAAAAUUAAAUAACUCAAUCCGUAUACAUUUUCAUUGUUCAUUUUUUCAAAAUGUACAUACAUACAUGCGUUUAGAUUAAUAAAUAAAUAAAUGAAUCAUUGAAAUAAUCGCAAAAAACGAAACAUAAAGGAAUUUAUCUUCAUCGUUUUAGGGAACUCGUCGUUCAUCUUGUCGACGUGUAAUGUGAAGCUUAGAAAAACUUUUCUAUUGUACGUACUAUGUACUUUUCUAUGAACACAUUCAAUGUCUUGUAGAUUUGUUAUAAAUAUUAAAUAAAAAUAUAAUGGCGUUAUUUGUAAUGAUAUGUAUUUUGGUCAAAAUUGCCAGACUUUAUAAACAAAGCUAUAUUUUUAAAGAUUUCAAAUAUAUUUUUAACUUCGUUCAGCUACUAAAUACUAAAUAUAUGAUAUAAAUAUAAAUUUCGAAUCUUUGUUAAAACAACAUCGAAAUAAACGGCAAUUCAAUCGAGAUUUUUAGUUCCUUUACUUACAAUUAGACAAUCUUUAAUAUUAUGCCUAACUAACGAAAUCUUUAAUCUAAUCUAUUCGAUAUGAAACAUUUUAUUGACAAUCGAAUUCGAUGCAAUCAAUUAUAAAAAUUUGUUUAAUACGAUAAGCGUAUGUAAACGAACUGGCAUUUUGACUUAUAGAGAUAUAAAAAAGAUAAAUAUUAUUAUUAUAAAAAUAAAUGUUCUAGAGACUCAAUGUAUCCCGCCCUAACGUAUUUUUUUCUUUUAUUAAAGCGUUAAUUCGCUUUAUUUCUAAUCUAAUAAGCUAAAUAUAACUUAAAUAAAAAAUGUAAUUAAUAAUUACUAAAACUGCUUGCAAACGAAUCGGUAUUUACAAUGUUUUACAGAGAAAAACGAUAAUAUUUUAAAUAAAAAAUGAAUCUAAGUUGCCCAAUUUUUGGAACUAAACAUAUCCACCACAUAAAAGGUGUGUAACAAUCAUAAAACUUCUAUAUAAUAAACUCUACUAGGUACCAAAAAAAAAAUUAAAAAAAAAGAAAAACGAAACAAGUUGAUUUAAAGCUUGUAUGAAAUAUAAACUAUUCCGUAUAACUGUUGUGAUACCCUUCUAUUUAGAAGCUUACGCUUAAAAAUCGCGCAUCUCAAGACUACUAUUCCCUUUCUCCCUCUAUUUUACAACCUUUCCUGUCCAUUCCUUUACCAACGAGCUUAUAUUGUACUAUAUGUCAAUUCGAAUCAAAAAAAUACAAUGUAAAACACUCUGACUAUUAUAUACAUACAUGAAAAUUAUAAAUAUAAUUAUAUGUGAUAAGUCUGUCUUUGUCUACAGAACAAUAAAAUGCUACCACAAAGAAAUCUUAUUAA
Molecule: messenger RNA, 5540 nt
Organism: Onthophagus taurus
Lineage: Eukaryota; Metazoa; Arthropoda; Insecta; Coleoptera; Scarabaeidae
Gene: unc-13-4A
Product: BAI1 associated protein 3
Cellular component (GO): secretory vesicle
Source: RefSeq, a predicted model, not a curated record